Molecule: messenger RNA, 1302 nt
Organism: Ostreobium quekettii
Lineage: Eukaryota; Viridiplantae; Chlorophyta; Ulvophyceae; Bryopsidales; Ostreobiaceae
Source: the annotation of a GenBank genome assembly
AUGGGGUCGAUGGACCGGCUGAAGUCCCACCUGCCGGCGUCGUUCCGCAAGACCGGGGAGAUGUCUGGAGCAGAGAAGGCGGAGUGCGCCAAGGACAAGAGGCACUGCCACCAGAGGGCGCAGUCGCUCGCAGGGACGGCCGCGAACACGAUCUCCGCAGCAACGAACAUGAAGAACCUCAGCAUAAGGGACGUCAGAAACCAGACGGAGCAGAACGAACGGGUAGCAGAGGGCAAGGUGCGUGCAAAGGGGAACGCCAAGGGGCAUGGUGUCGUCCUGGAGACAGCAGUGAGGACUGGAGAGGGUGGCAGCCACACCGUGACGUACACCACAGAGAAGGUGGUGGGCAACGGGUCCUUUGGCGUCGUGUACAAGGCCUCCUGUGUGGAGACGGGGCAGACGGUGGCCAUAAAGAAAGUGCUGCAAGACCGGCGGUUCAAGAACCGCGAGCUGCAAAUCAUGCGCCUGCUGCAGCACCCCAACAUUGUGUGCCUGCGGCACUGCUUCGCAACUCGGGACGAGGAGGGGGAGACCUACCUGCACUUGGUUCUGGACUACAUACCCGAGACAGUCUACAGGAUAGGCAGGCACUAUGUCAAGAACGCGGUCAAGAUGCCCAUGCUAUACAUCAAGCUGUAUAUGUACCAGAUCUGCCGAGCCCUGGCACACCUGCACAAGAUGGGGAUUUGCCACAGGGACAUCAAGCCACAAAACCUGCUGGUGAACAUGGAGACACACCAGCUGAUGCUGUGCGACUUUGGCAGCGCGAAGGUGCUUGUAAAGGGAGAGCCAAAUAUCUCCUACAUCUGCUCCAGAUACUACCGUGCACCAGAGCUGAUCUUUGGUGCCACAGAAUACACUACAGCGAUCGACAUGUGGUCCACAGGAUGCGUGAUGGCAGAGCUCAUGAUCGGCCAGCCCAUGUUCCCAGGGGAAAGCGGAAUCGACCAACUGGUGGAGAUAGUGAAGGUGCUGGGCACUCCCACGCGUGAGCAGAUCAUCUCCAUGAACCCAAACUACACCGAGUUCAAGUUCCCACAGCUGAAGACGCAAUCCCUGCACAAGAUGUUCAAGAAGGUGCCAGCGGAGGCCGUGGACCUGGUGGCGCAGUUCCUUACAUACACUCCUUCUGACCGCAUAACGGCCGUUGCUGCCAUGGCACAUCCAUUCUUCGACGAGCUGCGGCAGGGGUGUGGCACAUUGCCUGACGGCCUCCCCAUGCCACCGCUCUUCAAUUGGCUGCCCGGCGAGUUGGACCGCGCGGGCCCCGAGCUUCGAGCUAGGCUCAGAUGCGCCAGCUAG